AUGGUAGGUGGAAAGGAUGCGGCAAAACGUGCUGGCAAUGCAAAGCGGAGCGAUGACAAGAAGAAUGGGAAGGGGGAAUCCGGAAAUAAGAUUGGGCCUGCAGCGCAUGCGACAGUCGCGACGCAUUUCGACAGCAAAACGGAACACAAGACAGCGAAAGCCGUACAUGCGAAGCCGCAUCCACAGAAGAAGGGCCCUGAAAAGCCGGGGAAGAGUAAAAAUAAAAAUAAGGACGCAGGGAAAAGUGCGGAGAAAUUGAACGAGUCGCCGCCAUUACCGCCGCCCUCACCCCGGAGUAACGGCGUCGUGGAGGAGGCGGCGGUGGCCCCUGCAAAUGUCACCAACUCACCAAUCGUGGAGGACUUGGAGCGGAACGACGAUAACGCGGGGGUGUCGUCCUCCAGCAUGCAAAUUUCACUGGGAGUGCAAUCCGUGCCACCAGUAAAAAGAGAGAAGCGCAGCGGUAGUGACAGUACCCUGUGCAAGGACGGGAUGGCAGGUUUGUUUAGAGCGGACCAACGUGCUGGUGAAAGUUUGAUGGACAAUAGCGAUGGUGGUGCGAGUCGGCCGAAGGAGGCACCGACGUCAAAUUGGACUGCGGGCAGCACGGAGGACCGCGACAGUUGGGUGAACGCCGUGGGCGGAGUAACGGCCAAAAAUAAAUCCCGCAAGGAGACGGCGUGGAGCGAGGACGACGACGAUGAUGAGGAUGCAGAGGAAGAAGAUGACGAGGACGAUGAGGAAGAUGACGAAGAAGAAGAUGAGGAUGGCGAAGAGGAAGAUGAGGAUGGCGACAAUGACGACGACGACGAGGAGGAGGAGGAGGAGGACGAGGAAGAUGAAGAAGAUGGCUGCAAUGAAAUCGUCAACAAGGAGGAGGGAUGGAAACAGGAGCAAAUUACAGUGAAAAUAUCUCGCGAGGGCGAUCGAAAUGUGAAAGUUCUUUAUGUCACGCGGCGCACGAAAUUUAGAGCCUUCGCGAAGGAUAUCAUGCGGCGCUUUGCGUACAACCGUCUUUGUGACUUUGACAUGUAUUGCAUCGACGCCGCUGGGGACCAUGUCGACAUUGACGUUUC
Messenger RNA from Trypanosoma cruzi, 1076 nucleotides. Its product is annotated as protein kinase, putative. The record is from RefSeq and is a predicted model, not a curated record. Lineage: Eukaryota; Euglenozoa; Kinetoplastea; Trypanosomatida; Trypanosomatidae. The transcript has a single exon. The annotation marks the transcript as partial.